AUGCCUGCGGUCAUUCCUUUCCAAUUGACGCAGGCCGUAUUAUUGACUGUUGGAAGUCCAACUGCAUCUAUAGCCAAGAACACCACAAGAAAGGAACGUGCGUCGACUGCGCCACGACGUGUAAUAAAUGGUUGCGACCACCUAAGAGAGGAGAAGAUACGGUCUCUGGCAAGGCUUGUAGUGGCUGCUGAAGAUAGAAGCUGA
This is a messenger RNA of Marasmius oreades (fairy-ring Marasmius), 204 nucleotides long. RefSeq lists its product as uncharacterized. The record is from RefSeq and is a predicted model, not a curated record. Bases 1 to 204 code for a protein of 67 amino acids. NCBI's taxonomy places the organism in Eukaryota, Fungi, Basidiomycota, Agaricomycetes, Agaricales, Marasmiaceae. The transcript is spliced from 3 exons.